ACUUCAAGGAGGAGGUGAAGAAAAGGCAAAGAACAUGCCAGACUUUGGAGAAUGAGCUCAAAGAUGUUCUGCAAGAAAAAAAUUGCUUGAACCUUGAGUUGGUUAGCCUUACCCAAAAGGCACUGCAGUAUGAGCAGGUAAAGUUAGAAUAUGAUCAUCUUAGAGAAACCCUCAGCAUUGUGACUCAGAAAAGAGAUUUGGCUGUGAAGGAGAAGAUUCAGCUCCAAGCCAAACUGGAGAACCUAGAGCAGGUCCUAACGCAUAUGCGAGAAGCUGCUGAGCGGCGGCAACAGCUGGAGUUGGAGCAUGAGCAAGCCUUCGCUGUUCUCAAUGCAAAGCAGCAGGAGAUUCAUCUUCUGCAGAAGGCUCAGGUUGAAGCUAAGAAGGAGCAUGAGGGUGCAGUGCAGCUGUUAGAGGCCAAGGUCCGAGAGUUGGAGCAGAAAUGCCGGACACAGAGUGAGCAGUUCAAUCUCCUCUCGAAGGAGCUCGAGAAAUUCCGACUGCAGGCUGGACACUUUGAUUUACACAGUGCCAACUCCUUAGCAGUGUGUGACACCCAAGGAUCUCCCAGCAAAUCCCUUUCCCAGCUCCUCAGUGCACUAGCCACCCCAAUAGGGAAAGGCAAUGAAAGUCCUCCUGCGAACAGAUCUCUAAUCUCAGAGUUUAUUCAACCAAUCCAGAUAUCUGGAGACAAACCUGAACUUCUGUCCGUCAAGCCGACAUUCCUCACCAGGUCCCAGCCUAGUAGCCCCAGACGUGGAUUCUUGGCAGAGAUGGACAGUGAACCGGGUUCCACUUCUUCUAAAGUGAGGUACACAGGAAAAGUCCGUCUUUGCAUUGCCCGGUACAGUUAUAACCCCUACGAUGGACCCAACGAGAACCCUGAGGCUGAACUUCCCCUUAUUGCAGGGAAAUAUAUUUAUGUCUAUGGAAAUAUGGAUGAAGAUGGCUUCUACGAAGGUGAGCUGUUGGAUGGACAGAGGGGGCUUGUCCCUUCCAACUUUGUGGACUUCAUCCAGGAUGAGGAGGUGCCUUCGGUCCAGACCGCGGACAAUGGCAAAGAUCAGGCUUACCUGAACCACACAGGCCUUGGACAUGAUAGGGGCAGUGGCAUUCUCACGGACUCCAAAUUUGAUGGCAGCAUGUCGGGAGAGGCCACCACCACCACCACCAGCUGCAAUAAUGGGACAGGGACCCUAGACGUCAGCAUCGACGAGAUUGGAGAAGAUAUUGUGCCUUACCCAAGAAAAAUCAACCUAAUCAAACAGCUAGCCAAGAGCGUGAUCGUGGGCUGGGAGCCGCCCAUAGUGCCUCCGGCAUGGGGCACCAUCAGUGGUUACAACGUUUUAGUUGACAAAGAGGUGCGGAUGAGCAUACCUUUCACCGGCAGAACAAAGUUUUUAAUAGAAAAGCUCAAUUUAUCCGCCUGUACAUAUAGGAUAUCAAUACAAAGCAUUACAGGAAGGGGCAUUUCAGAAGAGCUGCGGUGCACUUUGCUGGUAGGGAAGGACGUUGUCGUCGCCCCCUAUCAGCUCAGGGUGGAUAACAUCACGCAGAUUUCCGCAGAGCUGUCUUGGUGGCCAAGCAACAGUAACUAUAGUCACACAAUUUUCCUCAAUGAUGUGGAGUAUGACAUGGUGAAGGCUGCCAGCUACAGGUACCAGUUCUUUAACCUGAAGCCCAACAUGGCUUACAAGGUGAAGGUGGUGGCACAGCCCCACCAGAUACCAUGGCAGCUUCCACUGGAGCAAAGAGAGAAGAGGGAAGUCACUGUGGAGUUCUGCACGCAGCCAGCAGGCCCCCCUGCUCCUCCCCUGGAUGUGAUGGUCCAGAGCGGACCAGCUCCAGGACUCAUCCAGGUCAGCUGGAAGCCGCCUCCCCUCACCCAGAUGGGAAUGUCCAACGGGGCCAACGUCAUUGGCUAUGCUGUAUGCACAAGGGGACAGAAGGUUGCAGAAGUGUUGUUUCCCACAGCUGAUAGUGUGAUGGUGGAGUUGAUUCGGCUCCAGUGUUUAGGAGCCAAUGAAGUUAUCGUCAGGACAAUAUCAGCACAAGGAGAGUCUCAGGACUCCCCCCUCGCCGUCAUUCCACACAGCCUUCUAUUGCCUCCUGUCACCCACCCCCGCUCUGCUCCCAACCUAAAGCCAUUAGCAAGUGCCAGAGAGCCAGAAACCAAAGAGGAGUCCGGCACGGUCCACAGUGUGCGGCUGAAUGAGCCGAGGGAGCCAACUCGCUCCCCCUCCUCGCCCAUCCACCCCGGUCACUCCCUGGAGCCGCCGCACCUCCACAGUCCCUCGCAGGGCCGCAGGUCCCCCUCUCCCCAGAGAAUCCUCCCGCAGCCUCAGGGAGCCCCCAUCCCCAACACUGUGGCCAAGGCCAUUGCCAGAGAGGCAGCGCAGAGGGUCGCUGAGAGCAAUCGGGUGGAGAAGAGGAAUAUCUUCAGUGAAAGAAGUACUGCCAUUCACCUGCUGAACUCUGACGAGGAGGAAGAUGGGUAUGAGUCUCCACACAGGAAGAGGCAGGGGGCUUCCGUGGAUGAGUUUCUGAGAGGCUCGGAACUGGGGAGACAGCAUCUCCAGUACAGCCACAGUGAGGAUUACCAGACUGAGAGCAGCCGGGGCUCUGACCUGUCUGACAUCAUGGAGGAGGAUGAGGAGGAGCUGUACUCAGAGAUGCAGCUGGAGGAAGGCGGGCGGAGGCGCAGCAUCACCUCUCACAGCGCUCUCAAGGCUUCUUGUAAGCAUAACAAUACAAAUGAAGAGGAUUUUGAAAUACAGCUCAAAAUAUCACCCCAAAAACAACUUUGCAGUAAAAAACUUUUCAGUAUCCCAGAAGUAGCGGAGGAUGACUAUGACACAGGCGAAAUGAACCAGAGUAAGAAGCUGGAAGAGGGUUAUGGUGCUGUCUCCAGAAACACUAAAGAAAUUAAAGGAAGAUGUAGUGCAUCCAUCAAGGUCUGCAAACAGCAUGUCAGAAAUCAGUAUUUCUUAUCCCCCACCAAAUGCAACGUCCUCCAGAAGCAAAGAGCUGCAGCAUACGCUCGUGGAAUGGAAAGCUGCUCAGCGUAUAAGGAGCGGGGAUGCCUCAGGUCAAGCAGACAGAGCACUCGAAGCCCCGAUAGCGGUCUGGACUGUGGCAGUGAGGAAGAGGAGGCUCGCUCCCUCAGUUACAGGAUUUUUUGCAAUCUGAGCCCCUUCAAAGGUGUAAACUCUAAUUAUAAUUCAGACAGCUCCUCAGAGGGAAGAAACACUGUGCUGGCCAGCGGGCGAAAGAGAACUUUGACCAGACAGAGCAGUGUUGAAGAAGACUUUGGUGACGUGCCCUUGUCAGUGGCUAAAACUGUGCACGUCGCUGACUUUAAAACGCAGGAUGUCAAAUGCAGACACGACAAGGACGCUAUGCAGAAAAGUUAUCGGAAAGACUUAGUCUCAAACGAUGCAGGACACAGUGCCUCAAAGACAGAAUCGAAAGCAAAUCAGAAAGACUUAAAGGCAGCAAAUACUAUUUCAAAGCCAGCCAACAGGGAAAUUGAAGACAGUUCGAUUUUAGGUGACCCUUCCUCCACAGGACGAGCAGACCGGAUAGAUCACUCCGGUCGACGGCUGUCCCACGGCAAUGCGGUCCAGCAGCGGCCCCUGCCCAUGAUGGUCCCUUCCAUCGAAAUCACCAUGGACAGUAACAGUGAAGGGGGCCGGUCCUGGUCAGAGGGUCAGAGGAAUGUCUCGCCUGUCAAGGAGGAUGUUUACUAUCGCACUGUACCUGGACACAGGAAAUGGCCAUUACAACGCGGCAUGGCCUCUGAGCGUCGAUAUGAUGGUUACGGUGGCCAAGAACGGCACUCUCCAGAGUUCUAUGAAGAAUCAGAGCCUGAGGACACGUCACGAAUAUUCGUCGCCCUGUUUGACUACGACCCCCUGUCGAUGUCCCCCAAUCCCGAUGCUGCGGAUGAGGAGCUGCCCUUCAAGGAAGGACAGAUCAUGAAGGUGUAUGGAGAUAAGGACACAGACGGGUUUUAUAGAGGGGAGAUCUGUGGGAGAGACGGCCUUAUCCCUUGCAACAUGGUCUCUGAAAUCCAAACAGAUGAUGGUGAAAUGAUGGAGAAACUCAUCAAACAAGGCUUCCUCCCCCUCAACACCCCCGUAGAAAAAAUAGUGAACUGUGAUCGUUUCAAAGACAGUGCGCGUUCAGUUAACCGCAGGUCCAGAAAGUCUAAACGAGAACGUAACAGACGGAGUGGCAGACAGCACCCUGUAUCCACCACGAGGAUGGUCGCUCUCUACGAUUACGAUCCGAGAGAGAGCUCCCCAAAUGUUGAUGUUGAGGCUGAACUAACAUUCUGUGCAGGCGACAUCAUUACUGUGUUUGGAGAAAUCGAUGAAGAUGGAUUUUAUUAUGGAGAAAUUAAUGGACAUAAAGGUCUUGUUCCUUCAAACUUUCUUGAAGAAGUGCCUGACGAUGUGGAAGUCUAUCUCUCUGACACUCCAUCUCGACAUGUCCAUGACACCCCAGUGCGGACAAAGACCAAAAGGGUGCCCUCUGAAAACGCUGGACCCUCCAGGAGAGCCCCCUCUCCUACUGUACACCCUGGAUCUGGAUCAGGAACAAUGGGGAUGGGAAGUCCUAUUAGGGGUAGAGAAUUCUCCUCCAAAAAGAAAAAGGGGCUGCUCUCAAAGGGGAAGAAACUAUUGAAAAAACUUGGAGCAGUUAAAUAAGUUUUUAUUUAUAAAUAUUUAAGUAUUAUGGAAUAAGCGCAAAAUCUCCCAGUCUUGUAUUUUAAAAUGAAUAGGUGUCAAAACUAGGUUUUUCAUGACUGCUGUCAACUAGUCAAGUACUGUAGGGUAUAAGUUUAGACUGAGCCAGAAGGUAAAUUUUCUUUUGAUACAGGGAUUAACAGUUAAUGGUACAAGGACCAGAUGUCACAAAUUAUGCAAUUUAUGUUUCAAAGCUGCCAAAUUAGCAGCAAAACUAGAAGGGCGUUUUAAAACUUGUUUUCCCACGUUUUAAACGCAAUUUAGAACGGUCAAGUAUUGACAAAAUAGUAUUUGUUACCACCUCAAAAGCCAUCACAUGCUGCCCUUGUCCUGUUUACAGAACCAUUUUGUUGCAUUCACAACCUUGUUUUCUAGUGUGCUUGUACUGAUUUAGAAAACAAUUAGAGCUCCGUGAAACAAUGGUACAACCCAUACUUCCCUGUAAUCACAAAGGCAGCUUCCUGCACCUUAGCUUUGGGUGCUUCAGUAUCAGAAAUGUGUCACGACUAAAUUAAUGUGGUUAAUAGGUAAUGGUUGCAAAUUAAAUUUUACCUUGAAAUGCAAUUUACUGGAUUUUGCUAGAGCUCAAAUUCAUUGUUCGACUUUCCCUGCAUCUUUGCCAAGACUUUGCAACAGGCCCACCUUUCUCUAGAUCCUCUACAUCCACAGAAAUCCAGCAUGGAUUUUUAGGUAUCUGAACUUAGAAGAAAAACAUAAUUCCCUUUUGAACUAGCAUGUCCUUACUACCAGUAAGUGAAACUAAUUAAAACAUUCAGUCAUGACUAGUUUACCAGUAUUAAACGAGUCAUGAAAUCUCUAGUUGAAACCAGCCUUGAUGUCUGCCUUAUAAAUGCACAACAAUGGUUUGUACUUUGUCCAGUGAAUGGAGCAAGUAUAAUGUGUAUGUACUGUGUGCAUUGUUCUUUCAUUCCAUCACUAGAAAAAAAUUUAGUUAAGGUGAUGUGAACAAGUGAUGUGCUGCUGACUGCAUUUCAAUGUAUAACCUCUGGGUGGUGGUGUAAAAAUUAUCCACAAUAUUCUGUCAGACUAAAUUUCCACUGCAGACCUACACUUAAUUCCAAAGGAUCUUGAGAUUUCGCCACAAAAAUUGCUGUUGAAAUAUUAAACAAACCCAAGUAAAAUGUUGUAAUUAAAAUGAUCUAGCCAAUUUGUUGCAAGGAAACAAAAGCAUUGAAACCUGGCUUGCAUAUAAAGUUUACAAUAUUGACACUCAUCUUUAUGUUUUUAUUCUUGUUACUUGAUCAAUCAGGAAUUUAAUUGCUAGUAGUAACUGAACAUUUGUUAUACAUGCAUUUUCUGCAUAACAGAUCCUACAUUCUAACAAAUGUUUGAACUUGGCAUUUUUGGUCCAAUACAGAAAGCCACACAAAAUAUUUGGGUGGGGGAAACAUUUAAUUUUAGAUUAGGUGUUGUUAACAUUACUUGCAGCAGUUAUUUAUUAAAAGCCCUUGGCCAACACCCUUUUCCCAUUUAGCUUUUAAAGUUUAUUUUAGUAACACCCAUAUCAAUUUGCUUAAGAGACAAGCACAUAUCCCCCCAUUUUCCUCAAACUUGCAAGAUGUUGAACUUUAAAAAGAUACAUUAGCGUUAGUCAAAUGUUUUUAAAAGUGUCAUCUCAAAGAGAAAGAACUUACUGUAAUACCGGAGAUAUACAUUUAGCCAAAACAAACUAGUCUUUUAUCCAUACUCCUACAUGUACAUUUUUGCAACCCAUAAUUCACAGUACUCUAGCACUGCUUAUAUACACAUUGUUUGACCGUUGCUCUUUUGUACUUUGUCCACUUGUAAAUUGUUUUUAAUGUUUGUACUUGAUUUUCAGACUGCCUUUUUUGUAAAUUCAAAUUUAUAAUCAGUGCAAGCUUUCCCCAUGGCGUCAAGAAACAUGUAACUUGUUUAAAAAGUCUGCAGUUGUGUGCUAGCUUUAUGAAUCUACAGAACUCAUUGGCCUAUAUUUGUGGUAAUCAACUGUUGUGAGUGUGUGCAUGUGUAAAUGUGUAAUAUACAUUUUUAUAUUAAUAAAUUUGAUAUUUUUUA
This is a messenger RNA of Polyodon spathula (Mississippi paddlefish), 6806 nucleotides long. RefSeq names its product RIMS binding protein 2b (gene rimbp2b). Lineage: Eukaryota; Metazoa; Chordata; Actinopteri; Acipenseriformes; Polyodontidae. The record is from RefSeq and is a predicted model, not a curated record. Gene Ontology annotation, biological process: neuromuscular synaptic transmission. The transcript has 24 exons. Gene Ontology annotation, molecular function: protein binding. The coding region runs from base 264 to 4712 and encodes 1482 amino acids.